Molecule: messenger RNA, 1337 nt
Organism: Medioppia subpectinata
Lineage: Eukaryota; Metazoa; Arthropoda; Arachnida; Sarcoptiformes; Oppiidae
Source: the annotation of a GenBank genome assembly
AUGACAUCGGUUCCAAUCCAUUCUCCUGUGGCCGGAGUUAUAGUGGAAUUACUAGUAGAGGACGGCUCGACAGUACAGCCCGGAAAAGCUGUGCUUAAGAUCAAAGUGGGCGCCGGAGGCGCACCUAAAAAGGCAGAAGCGGCGGCCAAACCACCGCAAGAAACCGCUCCUAAAGCGACCCCACCAUCAAAACCAGCGGCAGAAGUGCCAUCGAAACCACCACCGCCUCCAUCGAGACCUUCUGCUCCAAUGUCGUCAACUCCUGUGGGAUCUGUUAAACCUAUAGCACAGGCGGAGGACACGGGCUUUGGAUUGGGAACGAGAAAAGAAAAUAGGGUUAAAAUGAAUCGAAUGAGACUUAGAAUCGCUCAAAGACUGAAAGACGCCCAAAACACUUAUGCAAUGCUCACCACUUUUAAUGAGAUAGAUAUGAGUAACGUAAUUGAGAUGCGAAACGCACACAAAGACGCGUUUCUGAAGAGACAUAACUUGAAAUUAGGUUUUAUGUCGGCGUUCGUGAAGGCGUCCGCCUAUGCGCUCACCGAUCAGCCGAUCGUCAACGCUGUGAUCGACGACCAGGAGGUCUUGUAUCGCGAUUAUGUGGACAUCAGUGUCGCUGUGGCCACACCUAAAGGACUUGUUGUGCCCGUCAUUAGAAAUGUGGAGAAUAUGAGUUACGCUGACAUCGAGAAAACUAUUAGCGGUUUGGGAGAAAAGGCCCGAAGUGGUUCGUUGGCCAUCGAGGACAUGGACGGCGGAACCUUUACUAUAAGCAAUGGCGGCGUUUUUGGCUCAAUGUUUGGCACUCCUAUCAUAAAUCCUCCGCAAUCAGCCAUUUUGGGAAUGCAUGCCAUUAUUGAAAGACCGGUUGUCAUCAAUCAUAAGAUUGAGAUCCGGCCAAUGAUGUACGUGUGUCUCACAUAUGAUCACCGACUGGUCGACGGCCGAGAAGCGGUCACUUUUCUACGCAAAAUCAAGGCCGUCGUAGAAGACCCGAGGAUUAUGUUUCUAGAGAUCUAAUUGUCUUUAGAAAAAUGUUUUCAAUUUUAAUUAAUUAAUAGCUUUUAUCAUAACUUGUAAUUUAGAGUAAAAAGAGUUUUUAUCGACUGUAAUAUAACAAACAAAUUGUGAUUUAAAGUUAACUAAAAGUUAACUUUUGACUUUACAUCGCCUUUAGAGUGAACUUCACAUUAGACGCGACAGACACACAGCGCCAGAGGUUAUGCUAAACUGCCAGUCCUUUUAAAUGCCCUUUUGGUCCAAACUAUUUAUUUAUAGUUUUGUUUUUUUUGUUGCAAACCAUUCACAGAAAGGAAUUAAAGAGUCUUUAAAUUAGA